CAAAAGCCGAGGUCUUCUCUCCUUCCUCUUCUUCGAGCUUCUCUCUAGGGUUUCUCUGAAUAAGAACUCUUAGUCUUCUGCAAUGGCCGCCUCCUCUCUCCUUAGAUCUGCGGCCUCCACCGCCGAGUUUUUCCCUCGCUCCGACCUCUCUCUUUCAUCCUCCGGUCGCUUCAAGGUUUCAAGUGUUGGAUUUAGCCAUAAUCUCAAAUUAUCGAGGACACAAUCAAGCUUCUUUGGCGCUGGAGUUUCGACUGGUUCUUCUUCCUUACAGAAAUGCAUUUCGAGGUGUAUGCCACCUAUCAAGGCCACAGCUACUGAAAUACCUCCUACGGUUCCGAAUUUGUCCAGUGGUGGGAAGACAAAGGUUGGAAUCAAUGGUUUUGGUCGGAUUGGAAGGUUGGUUUUACGAGUAGCAGUUUCCAGAGAUGACAUUGAUGUUGUAGCAGUCAAUGAUCCUUUCAUUGAUACUAAGUACAUGGCUUACAUGUUUAAAUAUGAUUCAACUCAUGGAGUCUUUAAAGGAACCAUCAGGGUUGUGGAUGAGUCUACUUUGGAAAUUAAUGGCAAGCAGAUAAAAGUUUUUGGCAAAAGGGACCCAACUGAGAUCCCUUGGGGUGAUUAUGGGGCUGAGUUUGUUGUUGAAUCGUCAGGAGUUUUUACAACAAUCGAGAAGGCCUCAUUACAUGUGAAGGGUGGCGCCAGGAAAGUUGUAAUUUCUGCUCCUUCAGCGGAUGCACCUAUGUUUGUGGUAGGAGUAAAUGAGAAAACAUACAAGCCAAGUAUGGACAUUGUUUCUAAUGCAAGCUGUACUACCAAUUGCCUUGCUCCUCUUGCCAAGGUGGUCCAUGAGGAAUUUGGUAUUGUAGAAGGUUUGAUGACAACGGUGCAUGCAACUACUGCAACACAAAAGACCGUGGAUGGCCCUUCAAUGAAGGAUUGGAGAGGGGGCCGUGGAGCUGGACAAAAUAUCAUUCCUAGUUCAACUGGUGCUGCAAAGGCUGUUGGAAAAGUUUUGCCAGCACUCAAUGGAAAGCUUACUGGAAUGGCCUUCCGUGUACCUACACCUAAUGUCUCUGUUGUGGAUUUAACUUGCCGACUUGAGAAGAGUGCCUCAUACGAGGAUGUUAAAGCAGCAAUAAGGUAUGCUGCUGAAGGGCCACUUAAAGGCAUUCUUGGAUACACAGAUGAGGAUGUUGUCUCUAACGAUUUUGUUGGUGACUCAAGGUCAAGCAUAUUUGAUGCUAAAGCUGGAAUUGGGUUGAGUUCUUCCUUCAUGAAGCUUGUAUCAUGGUAUGACAACGAAUGGGGUUACAGCAACCGAGUGCUUGACCUAAUAGAGCACAUGGCAUUGGUAGCAGCUUCCCGCAACUAAAUGUAAAAGAGAUAUGCCCUGGUGCUGCUGGAUAGCUCCACAUUUUUAUCACCUCCAAGUUGUUUGGUUGAGAAAGUAGUCAUAAUCUUGAUAGUAAAUUUUUUUUGUUUGGCUUUUGUCACUUAUUAAAGUUGGACAUCCCAUGAUGCAAUUUCUAAAAUAAUGAAAAAUUCAACUCUGUACGAGCUCCAAUGAAUUGCUCGUUGUCAUACGCAUCUGUUUGAACUUUGAGCUGGAUGCAAUGUAUUAUGUAUGGCAUGUUAGUGUAAGAAUUGAAUAUUGGGUUUUGAUAAAAUUAAUGUCCCAAU
Messenger RNA from Rubroshorea leprosula, 1680 nucleotides. The record is from the annotation of a GenBank genome assembly. Lineage: Eukaryota; Viridiplantae; Streptophyta; Magnoliopsida; Malvales; Dipterocarpaceae.